Opisthorchis viverrini is the source of this 465-nucleotide messenger RNA. RefSeq lists its product as hypothetical. Bases 1 to 465 code for a protein of 154 amino acids. The transcript has 3 exons. NCBI's taxonomy places the organism in Eukaryota, Metazoa, Platyhelminthes, Trematoda, Opisthorchiida, Opisthorchiidae. The record is from RefSeq and is a predicted model, not a curated record.
AUGUUGUUCACGAUAACAAUGGAUGAGACUGACAUAUUCGCUCGUGCUAGACAAAGUGCACUGAAAGACGCUCGAAAGCUACGUCUACCGAAGGGCACCACACAGGAGUUUUUAUCGCGCGAAACGUCCCCGUCAUCUGGGAUUCACUGUUUUCGAGGAUUUGAUAUCGUUUACUUCAAAGUGUUUUAUCGGGAGCGCCGAGCAACUGUGGUAGAAGCAAAGAUAGUCUCAGAUGGGCGUAGAGUGACUGUGUGUUGGGCGAAGUGGCACAAGUGGUUAGAGCACGAAUUUACUGACCUGAAGCUAUAUCACACUUACCGAUGUCUAGCUGCCACGCCACCCGAAGGUUGCACGAGGGCUGAGGUACUGCCAGGUUGCCCAAGCCUAGACAGGGGAAGUCGAAAGGCAGAGAGCGGGUUCGAACCCACGGACCUCCGGUACAGAGAUUCGCGCUCCACUCAUUGA